Molecule: messenger RNA, 711 nt
Organism: Parnassius apollo (apollo)
Lineage: Eukaryota; Metazoa; Arthropoda; Insecta; Lepidoptera; Papilionidae
Source: the annotation of a GenBank genome assembly
AUGGCACAAAGAGGAACGCGCAUAGGGCCGCUGCCUGGGGGUCGCCGGGGCGCGUCUGGAGCUGGCGCUGGACGCGGCAGCAUGCGGGCCGCCAGCCGAGCGCGAGGAGCUGCACGAUCAACUAGCAGCCCCUCGCAUCCAUCAUCCCCACCAGAAGGCUUGGUGUCGGCUGGGUCUUCUCGGACUCAGCAAGCGGCACCCGCCGCUGGUGGAGCACGUCGCAUGCGUUGGACAAAACCUAUGAAUGAAAACGCAUUGCGGGCGUACUAUAGGGCGAAAGGGGAAGAAACUGUGGGAAUAGCGUAUAGGUCUCGGAUGCAUUGCUUUUUUGCUGAGCUGGAGCCUUCUACCCCCGUCACGGAACAAAACCUGGCAGACCGAGUUCGGUACAUCAUGCGCUCGAAAAUAUUUGAUGAUGCCGAACUCGGACGACUACGACGUGAGGCUAUUCCGUCGUCGAAUGAAUCGGCUAUGGCUGGAGAUGCAGCUCCACAUUCGACAGACCAGCAUCCACACGUGGAAGCCGCCCUGGAUCUUCCCGUUGUGGUUGAUUCGAACGACGAUGAAAUAGUCUCCCACGAACUAGAGAAAAUGAGGAGUAUACUGGAAGAGGCGAUUUUGGAAACGCGCAGCACCCCUAUCGAAAAUCGACCGCGACUUCCCCCGCAUACCCCUAAGCAAGCGAAAUCGGGCUGUCGUGAGGGCUCUUAA